CGUCAUCCGGGUGCGACGCGGGCUCGACGUCAACAUAACCCGAUUGCAUGCUUUGUUGUGUCGUCGAAGCGCCCGUUGACAAAAGGCUGUCUGACAAGUGUGGGAUACUCAGCUGAGCGCCCGGGGGCGUCUAGGCAUACUGGGAUCUUGAUCGCGGGAACAAAGCUACAGCCCCGGGCUCAGUUUAUCUCCCCGAUCACAAAAUGGGGAAUCAGUGUGAAGGCCGUCAUGCGAUACUGGAUUGAUUCGAGGAGUAUAUUUCAAGAUGCAUCUGUGGUGGUUUGAAGCAUUUGGUGACUCUGUAUAUCGCAAAUCUAAAACGCUUGUCGUCAGGAAUGAUCGUUCAAACUUCAAAGAGCAGUAAGUCUUUGUUCGAAUUUUGCCUUAUGAGAAGGCAACAUUUGGGACUUUUCUCAUGAAGGUGAAAACCACGAGGCAGCAGCAGCGCCAAUCUCCGAUUGGCAGGGUCUUGCUUUGUUCUGGACGGUGUUUAUUAGAGGCCUCGAGGGAUGUCGUGUCCUCGACCCCACGCCCGUGUCCACUACCUCCCUCACUAUGACGCGCCUCUGGCAGAAAUUGGAAGCACAGGACCCGAGCGAUGAGCUAGUCAAGUGGCCAAUCUUUGUGACCGUGGUCAAUCCUGAUCCUAAGGUCAUCAAUCGACUAUUCCUAUCAAUGCAGAGUUUCUUCGAGAGCGAGCACCUGGAGGACUCCAAAUGGGUGAUCAUCACCUCCUCGCGGGACAUACACGACGGACCCGACGGGCCCCCGCCCGCGACCACAGAGCCGUGGACCGCGGGCCAGCGCAACGACUUCGCGGGGAUGUCGAUGGAGGCGCUGAACCACUGGACGUGGAUCCACAUGGACGCGCUCGACGACCGGGACCUGUUCUUCGAGGACUGGGCCGUGAUCGACCAGACCGCCUACGACACCGGCACGGUCGUCAUCGUCAAGCGCUGGUUCGGCCCGAGCAGAGAGAUCAUGGAGUCGGACCCCUCAGUCGAUUUCGAGAUGACCGACGAGGAGCUGAUGGAGCUUUCGGCGCACACCGAGGAAUACGUCGGGCUGCGGAUGCCGCCGGAGCAGGCAUACAUGGCCUUUGGACCCGAGAGCGGCAGAAAGUCGAGCGACUAUUGGUGCGGACUCCGGGAUACGCUGGAACCGGAUGGGACGACCGAAAUACUCGAUGGGGCAUAUCGCCUGGACGGGAAUCCCAAGCGGCCCGAGAGACGUUCAAUUGCGUUUGAAGCGUGGAGAAGUCAGGGAUAUAUUGAUUAAAUGCAGUGAUUCAGGUUCAAAAGCUCGUGCUCUGUAAU
Mycena citricolor is the source of this 1316-nucleotide messenger RNA. Lineage: Eukaryota; Fungi; Basidiomycota; Agaricomycetes; Agaricales; Mycenaceae. The record is from the annotation of a GenBank genome assembly.